This is a messenger RNA of Mollisia scopiformis, 1430 nucleotides long. RefSeq lists its product as uncharacterized. Gene Ontology annotation, molecular function: metal ion binding. The transcript is spliced from 3 exons. The record is from RefSeq and is a predicted model, not a curated record. Bases 251 to 1354 code for a protein of 367 amino acids. Lineage: Eukaryota; Fungi; Ascomycota; Leotiomycetes; Helotiales; Mollisiaceae.
GAUUUAUUGAUUUACUGUGAACACGUUGAAAGCCAGUUACGACACGAAAAUGCUCGCCUCUCUGGGGAGCUCACAGACGCUCAGUUGGAUCUCGACGACGCUCGACGCUCGAGAAGAGAUCUGCAGACCAAGUUGAAUGAGGCUCAGCAACGCAUGGGCCAAUACUGCGUUGAUGUGGAAUCUAUGAGGGUAUGCAGUUGUUGAGUCUGCUGCCUCCUGCUAAUGUCUGCAGAAUCGAAAUCCUUAUGUUAUGGUCUUGAUUGAUGGAGAUGGCAUGAUCUUCAACGAAGCUCUCAUUCGUCUUGGUAUCGAAGGAGGAAAGCAAGCAGCGACACAACUUCGAAAUACCAUCCUCGAGAAUUGUCCUGAUGCCACCGAUCAACUCGAAAUAAUGGCAAAAGUUUGCGCGAAUAUUACCGGUCUGUCGAAAGCUAUGUGUCGAGAUGGUUCUCUUAAUAGUCCAGACGAGUUGAGGGAUUUUACAUUAGGAUUUACACAAGGGAAAGCUUCUUUUGAUUUUGUCGAUGUCGGACAUGGAAAAGAGAGAGCAGAUUCGAAAAUCAAGGAAUGCAUGCGAUGGCACCUCCGAAAUCACAACUGCAAACAAAUCCUCCUCGGUAUUUCUCACGAUGCUGGUUAUGCUCCCUUCCUCGACGAAGUCGUUACUCCCGAAGAUCGAAGCCGAAUCACCAUUUUGGAAGGGCCACCAGCAGUCCGCGAACUCCAAUCAACCGGUCUACAAAUCUUAAAUUUCACAAACAUAUUUCGUGCAGAGAAGCUGAUCGAUCGUACCUUCGUCUCGGCUCCAACACCUCCAAAUACAUGGGCUGGCGUAACAUCCAUCCUUCCUGCAGCUCCAAUUCCGUCCCCAAUUGCGUCCCCGGCGGCUAGAAAUGGAGCACCUGCACCAAAAGCAUCUCCAAUCCAACCUCCACCUGUCGCAAAGCCUGCAUGGACACCCUCACCCCGUGGUCUCGAUCCACCCAUAACCGUCAACGCCGCAGUCUUAGACAAGAUCAAACGCCGCACAACCAGUAACAAACUCUGCAACAAUCAUUAUCUCCGUGGACCUUGCGCUAAAGGCGACGAAUGCUGCUUUGAACACAAGUACAAACCUACGGAAGAAGAUCUCAAAGCCAUCGCUUACCUGACACGCCUGAAUCCUUGUCUCAAUGGCCAGGACUGCGAGUUGGAAUUUUGUAUUUACGGGCACCAUUGUCCGAGUGUUAGUUUAGGAGCAGGCGGGAAGGAGCCUUUCUGUACUGCAUUUGGAUGUAGGUUUGCGAAGGAGGAUCAUCCGCCAGGGACGAUCAUCAAGCAUCCGAGGAAGGAGAGGGACUAUGAGCGGUAUUGAAUAAGCUAUUGGAACCAUUGCGAAUUGAUUUGAAUAUUUAUAACUUGAACAGGAGGGGAUAUUUACGAAAAUUGAU